Molecule: messenger RNA, 1827 nt
Organism: Raphanus sativus (radish)
Lineage: Eukaryota; Viridiplantae; Streptophyta; Magnoliopsida; Brassicales; Brassicaceae
Product: protein AGENET DOMAIN (AGD)-CONTAINING P1-like
Exons: 4
Coding region: 115-1665 (516 amino acids)
Source: RefSeq, a predicted model, not a curated record
AAAACUGAUUUGAUUCGCGAAAUCAAACUACAAAACCCUAGAAAAAGCUAACUCCAUUGAUCCUCCACACACACACACACAGAGCAUAUCCAUCCCAUUCUUCCCGCCAAUUUCAUGUCUUCGCGGCGUCGCCAGUCUCCUAUGAUUCCAUCUCCGGCGAAGCAGAGGAACAAAGCUCCGAACAAUCCCGCGACUCGAACAAUCCACAACCGUCUUCCUUCUUUCCUAAAACCCGACGCCGCUGUGGAGAUCAGCACCAGCGAGGAUGAUUACCGCGGCGCGUGGUUCCCGGGGAAGGUGCUCACCGUCCCAUCCCCGGAUUCCGCCAACUGCCAGGUGGAGUACGCGACGAUGUCUGAGGUAGACGACGAGAGCAAACCGCUCAGGGAGUUCGUCCACGUGGAUCACCUCCGCCCUAUGCCUCCGCCGAUGUCCGAGGCGGAGAAAAAGAGGGAUAUCGCAGCAGGGGAAGACGUCGACGCGUUUUACAAUGGCGUCUGGUGGGAAGGGACCGUUACCGAGGCUCGCCGCGGCGAUGGGAAGUUCAGUGUUUACUUCAGAGCCUCCAAAGAGCAGAUUCAGUUUCGCAGAGAUGAGUUACGGUUUCAUCGCGAGUGGGUGAACGACACGUGGAAGCCUCCCCUAGAUGAAACUGAAACGGAAUCGGAGGAGGAGGAGUCAGAGGAAGUAGACGACGACACAGAAGACAAAGAGUACCUUGUACCACAAGUAGAUCCGGAAACUACUAGAGCCAUUGCGAAAGAGAUGUUUUCCAACGGCACAGUUGUUGAGGUAAGCAGCGACGAGGAAGGUUUCGUUGGUUGUUGGUUUGCGGCCAAAGUCGUUGAACGCAUUGGAGAAGACAAGUACGUGAUCGAGUACAAAGACUUGAGGGAAGACAACGGCGUGGAGCCUUUGAAAGAAGAAGCGGACUUUCUGCACGUAAGGCCGCCGCCGCCGAGUGAUGAGGAUAUAGAUUUUGCUGUCGGGGACAAGAUUGAUGCUUUUUACAACGACGGGUGGUGGGUAGGUGAGGUUAUGGAGAGUAUGAAGGAUGGGAGUGUUGGUAUCUUUUUCAGGGAGUCGAGAGAAAGGAUGAGGUUUGGAAGGCAGGGGCUUCGUCUGCAUAAGGAGUGGGUCAACGGGACCUGGGAGCUGCCUUUGAAAAGAGGAGAGGUGAUGAAGAGAGCAAAGAAAGUUCCAUGUGAACGGAACGUGAGACGUAAAAUAGCAAUCGACAAGCGAUAUUUCAGCGUUGGAACUCCAGUGGAAGUUGGCAGCAUUGAAGAAGGGUUUGAAGAUUCUUGGUUUCUUGCGAAACUUGUUGAGUACAGAGGAACGGACAAGUGCCUUGUGGAGUACGAUAAGCUGAAAGCUGAAGAUGGGAAAGAGCCGUUGAGAGAAGAGGUUAAUGUUUUUCAGAUAAGGCCUCAGCCGCUAGAGAUGGUCAUGGUUAAUCCGUUCGAGAAGCUUGACAAAGUUAACGCCUUGUAUAAUGAUGGAUGGUGGAUCGGGGUGGUUAGAAAGGUGCUUGCCAAGUCGAGCUACCUGGUUUAUUUCUCGAGAACUGAUGAGAUGCUCAAGUUUCAUCAUUCACAACUAAGGCUACAUCAGGAAUGGGUUGAUGGCAAGUGGAUAGCAUCUUCCAAGUCUCAGACGGCGUAAUUGGGCUGGAGAACGCGUCUGGAUUUUUGGGAUCUCAAGUUUUUUUAUAAAAAAAUUGGAGGUAUUUGAAUAUCGUAGUCUUAGCCCUGAUGUUCCCUAGCUACUGUAGACAAUUGCAGUUAUGUUGAUUAAAUAAAAGACAAAGGAGUUGAUAUUUUCUGA